This is a messenger RNA of Cordyceps fumosorosea ARSEF 2679, 543 nucleotides long. RefSeq lists its product as hypothetical. Bases 1 to 543 code for a protein of 180 amino acids. The transcript has 3 exons. The record is from RefSeq and is a predicted model, not a curated record. Lineage: Eukaryota; Fungi; Ascomycota; Sordariomycetes; Hypocreales; Cordycipitaceae.
AUGCGUGUCCACGCCCUCUCCGCUCUGUCCCUUGUUGGACUUGCUAACACUGCCGCGGCAACCCAGCUUGACGGACAGCAGCAGGCGACUGAUGAAGACUCUUCCGCCUGCUUGAGCAGCAUCUUGGCGCUCGCAGAGGCUAGCCCCACGCUACCGGCCGCGCUCGAAGCAGCCACGGGCGACUGCGUCCCGACCAAGCUGACCGAGGCCGCUUCCAGCUUCACCUCUGGCGCGAUUGCCUGGUAUACAAACAUCGUCAACGCCAUCAGCGACUGCCCUGCCUUGUCGUCAGCCUCCAAGCUCCCGGACUCUCCCGACUCUCCCGACUGUUCUCCCGACUAUCGAGGCCUACACGGCUUCUGGCAGCGUGGUCGCGACAAGCACCAACCCAACGAGGUCGAACACGAACUCCCUCUCAACGGCUGCCUCGGGAACUGGAUCUGCUACCACCUCGACUCGCUCUCGGCCAACGCUGCGGCUCGCGAGACUGGUGUCAUCUUUGCUGCAGUCGCCAUGGCUGCGUUUGGUGUGUCUGCGCUGUGA